UAUUCUGAUCUGUUUUUUUGUUUUUUCCUGUGGGGCUAGGGAUGGAACCCAACGCUUUGCAUAUGCCAGAACUGGUGGAGUCUCUUUCAUUGCAGGGAUCUUAUGCUGGAAAAAUCCAUUCUAUUGGUGAUGCCUUCAGAAAUUUUAAAAAUCUCCGAUCCUUAGAUUUAUCAAGAAAUUUGAUCACUAGCCUAAAGGGCAUCCAGUAUUUGUGUUCACUGCAACACCUGAAUUUAUAUUAUAACAACAUUCCUUCAUUAGUAGAGGUAUCCUGCCUACAGCCUUUGCCCUUUCUCAAAGAACUAGAUUUGAGACUCAAUCCUGUUGUAAGAAAAGACACAGACUAUAGGCUUUUUGCUGUGUACACACUACAAACUCUGGAAAAACUGGAUGAUCGAACUGUACGUGACAGUGAGAGGAAAGCUGCCAAGCUCCAUUUUAGUCAGUUGAGCAACAGUGAAAAUUUUCUUUUAGAGGUGGAAAAAAGCUCUAGGGAGAAGAUAAUGAAAAACUGUGGGACAGGUGAGGGCUGUGCAUCAAAAGUCAACACUGAUGUUGACACCAGGCCUGAAACAGCCUCAAACAAAGGACUUUUUAUACCCUUCACUAACUGGGAAAGAAAGGAUUCCCUAACCAGUACUUCUGCAACCCAGGACAAUGGUAAACCAGGUCAGAAAUCAGACACUUUUCCCCUGGGGACACAGAUGCAGGAAAUGACAAGAAAGGAGAUGCCAAGUGACAACCCCCAGGACAAUGAAUUCAAACACUACUCGCCUCGUCAGUCCACAGUCCGAUCCCCAGAGAAGAUGACGAGAGAUGGGUACCGAGUAUCUUUUUUGGAUAAUAAGUCUUCAGGUUCUUCUCCAGAAAAGGACUUGAUACCAAAGCUCGAUACUUAUCAUCUUACCCAUGAUGCCUCAUUGGGUAAAUGCCUGGAUGUAGGUGAUUCCAACCAGAUCCAUCCCUAUCAGUUACCUUCUGGCAUCAGUUUGGAAAAUUAUAAUAGUCAUAAUUCUCAAAUUCUAUCCCUGCAUGGAAAUCUUGGUAAAAGGCCUCAGAGAAACAAGAACUACCAAGAAUAUAGCACAAAGCCUUUAAAUGACAUAAAGGCUACUACAUCCCAUUCCUGUGGAGAUUUAUUGACUUCUCUGUCAAACUCUGACUCCAGUACUGGAAGACUUUUGAAACUUAGUUCAGAUCUGUAUGCCACAACUCAUUUCAACAGUGACCCUGCUCUGCUGGCCAAUGUAGAACAACAGUUAUCCAGCAACCUUGGUGAUUUAACACCAGCACAUGGUUCUUUACCAAACAACUCUGUCCUGGGAAACUCUCUUCAGACAUUGCGGUUGCCUCCUGGGACUUCAGAAGACAGAGAGAUUCUGACCAAGAGGUCAUUAAGCCCAUCGAGGAGAGGAUUCAAGCGGAAGGACAAUAUCCUUGCCAAUCUGAAUCUAAAGCACGGUUUCCGAGAUGGUAUAGGCAGCGAGCCUCUCUGUAGUGACCUGGGCAGUUUGCAUGGUUUGCCAGGAAACCACAGUCCCCCGAUCUCUGCCAGAACCCCCCAUGUGGCCACUGUCCUCAGACAGCUCCUGGAGCUUGUGGAUAAGCACUGGAGUGACUCUGGCUCCCUGCUCCUCAACAAGAAGUUCCUCGGUCCUGCACAAGAUUUGCUUCUGUCUUUGGUUGUCCCUGCUCCUCUGCAGCAGCGAUGUCGCCCACAUCCUGAAGACACUCCAAAAACUUUCCACAGGAGGGAGAGUGACCUGAAGGAGGCUGAGCAGCCCAUCCCUAAUGACAUGGAAAGUUUAAAGCAAAAACUGGUCAGAGUGCUGGAGGAAAACCUCAUUUUGUCAGAAAAAGUUCAGCAGUUGGAGGAAGGUGCAGCCACCUCAAUUAUGAGUGGGCACCAGUCCCAUACUUACGAUGAUAUUCUACACAAAAACCAACAGCUGACCAUGCAGGUGGCUUGCCUGAACCAGGAGCUUGCCCAGCUGAAAAAGGUGGAGGAGACGAUUGCCCUUCUUCAUGAAAGUCAGAGAUCCCUGGUGUUAACUAAUGAGUAUCUGCUGCAGCUGCUGAAUAAAGAGCAAAAAGGUUAUUCUGGGAAAGCACUCCUGCCCCCUGAGAAGAGUCAUCAUUUGGGGAGAUCGUCGCCCUUUGGGAAAAGCACUCUGUCUUCCUCCUCACCAGUGGCACACGACACGGGUCAGUAUCUAAUACAGAGUGUCUCAGAAGCUGCCCCAGAGCCUAGUUUGUGGAGCUACCAUUGAACACCUUCACAGCCGCCUCCUGUCCAUGGAGGCCAUUGACAUCAGUGUGGUAGUGUUUACUCCCCAAGAUUAAGAAAAAUCUUAUUCUGAUUA
Molecule: messenger RNA, 2363 nt
Organism: Heterocephalus glaber (naked mole-rat)
Lineage: Eukaryota; Metazoa; Chordata; Mammalia; Rodentia; Bathyergidae
Gene: Lrrc36
Product: leucine rich repeat containing 36
Molecular function (GO): protein binding
Source: RefSeq, a predicted model, not a curated record